CCCGGGGCAGUCUCCAGCCGUGGUCACAGGGUGUCAUCGCUGUGGUUGUGUUUCUAGUCCUGGUAGCCAUCGCUUUCGUGGUCAAUAGGUUCUGGUGUAAGGAGAAGGUGGAAAACGUCGAGACAGUGGUGAGUGUCGAGGACAAGAAGGAGCCUGUCAUGUCCAAUGGCCACGAAGGGAGAUAUCUAACUGCUGCAGCCGACUUCAGGUCCAAAGAGAGCCAGCACGCCUACGAGAAUACCCUGGAACCCGAGGAGAGGGUGAUCACCACCGCCAUGUAG
Messenger RNA from Balearica regulorum gibbericeps (East African grey crowned-crane), 281 nucleotides. NCBI's taxonomy places the organism in Eukaryota, Metazoa, Chordata, Aves, Gruiformes, Gruidae. The record is from RefSeq and is a predicted model, not a curated record.